Messenger RNA from Paramisgurnus dabryanus, 1264 nucleotides. Its product is annotated as aldo-keto reductase family 1 member D1-like. Gene Ontology annotation, biological process: bile acid biosynthetic process. Gene Ontology annotation, molecular function: Delta4-3-oxosteroid 5beta-reductase activity. NCBI's taxonomy places the organism in Eukaryota, Metazoa, Chordata, Actinopteri, Cypriniformes, Cobitidae. The record is from RefSeq and is a predicted model, not a curated record.
AUCAGUCAUGAGUUCAUCUGUGCUGAGCGUGGAGAGCCACACCAUCCCUCUGAGCGAUGGGAACCGAAUGCCCAUCAUCGGUCUGGGGAUGUCUGGAGACCGCCGUAAGACUCCUAAAGGCACAGCCUAUGAGUGUGUAAAACUGGCUUUAGACGUGGGUUACAGACACUUUGAUGGGGCGCUGAUUUACUUAAAUGAACAUGAGGUGGGACAGGCCAUCAGAGAGAAGGUAGCUGAUGGAUCUGUCAAAAGAGAAGAGAUCUUCUACUGUGGAAAGUUAUGGAGCACAUUUCAUCCUCCUGAGCUGGUGAGACCUGCAUUGGAGCGAACACUGAAAACUUUAGGACUGGACUAUGUGGAUCUGUACAUCAUUGAGUUUCCGAUUGCAUUUAAACCAGGGGAUGAGUUUUACCCCAAAGAUGAAAACGAGAAGUUUAUUUUUUACAAGACUGACCUUUGUGCCACAUGGGAGGCAUUAGAAGCCUGUAAGGACGCAGGGUUGACGAAGUCUCUGGGCGUCUCAAACUUUAACCGCAGACAGCUUGAGCUCAUUCUGAAUAAACCCGGACUGAAGCACAAACCUGUUUGCAACCAGGUAGAAUGUCACCCAUAUUUCACACAACCCAAACUUCUGGACUUCUGUCGACAGAAUGACAUCAUCAUGGUUGGAUAUAGUCCACUCGGGACGUGCAGAGAUGCAUCCUGGGUGAAUCUAAAAAACCCUCCACUGUUAGAAGACCCAGUCCUGAUCUCCAUCGGGAAGAAAUACAAGAAAACCUCGGCUCAUGUAUCUCUCAGGUUUAACGCUCAGAGAGGAGUGGCCGUAAUUCCCAAGAGCUUCAAUCCUGAACGGAUAACAGAAAACUUCCAGAUUUUUGAUUUUUCACUUACGGAUGAGGAAAUGAAUGCCAUUGAAAAUCUGAACAAAAAUGUUCGUUUUGUGGAGCUCCUAAUGUGGAGUGAGCAUCAAGAGUAUCCCUUCAAUGAUGAAUACUAAAGCCUCAAAUACAGAUAAUAUUGUAAUGAGUAAAACAUAAUACACAAGUGUUAAUACACAUUUGGCAGAUAACCAAAGCAAUUUAUAAUACAAGCUAUACUAGAUCAUCUGUAGAGUAGCUAACAUAUCACCAAACAGAUGGUAACGCUAGUUAAUAUAUUAAGUUUUAAUAUUGAUGGUGUUUUAAAUAAGACAAAUCAUGGCACUUUCACAAAGUUUGUUCUGUUUGUGUGGAUAUUAAAUAAAAUAAAUGAAUGUGCAUGUGUG